Alternaria novae-zelandiae is the source of this 840-nucleotide messenger RNA. RefSeq lists its product as uncharacterized. NCBI's taxonomy places the organism in Eukaryota, Fungi, Ascomycota, Dothideomycetes, Pleosporales, Pleosporaceae. The record is from RefSeq and is a predicted model, not a curated record. Bases 1 to 840 code for a protein of 279 amino acids. The transcript has a single exon.
AUGGCACCCCUCCUCUCAACCAUGCUAUUCGCAGCCAGCGCAUCAGCCCAAGUAACAACCUCCUUCUGGAUGCCCUCCAACGGCCUCGGAACAGACAACAUCGGCUUCGUCGGCUCCGUCAUCGCCGCCAACGAAACCCACACCACCGUCGCCGUCGAAUACGACGAAGGAACCGAUCUGGACGCUCUGAGUAUCGGUCGCGAUGACCCCAUGACCAUGACCAUAGGUCCCGAAUACUACGGCACCACAGUCGACGUUGGCAUCACCCCUUCCAGCGAAGACGAUGAGGACGACACCUACGCACUCGACUGCACCUGGCCGACCCCCGAAGAAGCAGACUCGAACCGCACAUGCACAGUUUCUUACCCUCCGGGUCUCGCUAGUCUUCUCUGCGAAAAUCCCGCGUAUAUCUCGACAACUGAGGAGAUCUGGACGAGAACACACACGUAUCCUGCGCGCGGCUCUGAAUCUGCAGGUACAGAGACAAUCAGGCAGACUUUGAGCUAUGGCUAUGGCUCUGCUGUCUCGUCCGUCUCUCAGCCUGCCUACUGCAGUGAGAGUGGUACGCCCGACGAACCUUAUGUUUCUGAGGUGGAGAUCGAGGCGACGCAAUUCGGGACUUACUACCUUGUUAUUACUGCGGGGACGGAGAAGUUAAAGGCUACUGCUGCGGCUACACCGACGAUGUCGAGUGCUAUGUCUACGGGUGCUGCUACGGACGCGACGGGGGCUUCUGGGACUGCGCCCGUGCCUGAGGUGACGGAGGCUGGUGCGCCGAUGGUUAGGGGUGCGCCGUUGUUGGCUGGACUUGGUGUCGCAGCUGCUGCGUUCUUUGUUUAG